This is a messenger RNA of Coccinella septempunctata (seven-spotted ladybird), 534 nucleotides long. RefSeq names its product 60S acidic ribosomal protein P2 (gene RpLP2). Lineage: Eukaryota; Metazoa; Arthropoda; Insecta; Coleoptera; Coccinellidae. Gene Ontology annotation, cellular component: cytosolic large ribosomal subunit; ribosome. Gene Ontology annotation, biological process: cytoplasmic translational elongation. Gene Ontology annotation, molecular function: structural constituent of ribosome. The record is from RefSeq and is a predicted model, not a curated record. The transcript has 4 exons. Bases 136 to 471 code for a protein of 111 amino acids.
GGAAAAGAAGAAGAAAACGUGACAUGCGCCGAGGCAUCGAAAAAGAUUUCGUUCCGAAAACCUAACCUGCAUUCUCCCAUUCUUCCUUUUCUUGUAGUUUGCUGCAGUACUCGUUUCGUGUCAAACGACUUAAAAAUGCGUUACGUGGCUGCUUAUCUUUUGGCCGCUUUCGGCGGUAAAGCAAGUCCUAGUGCUGCAGAUGUCGAAAAAAUUUUGAGCUCUGUCGGUAUCGAAUGCGACCAAGAGAAGGUUAAGAAAGUUAUCAGCCAGCUCAAUGGAAAGAACAUUGAAGAAAUAAUCUCCCAAGGAAGGGAAAAGUUGGCCAGUGUACCCUCUGGUGGUGCUGUUGCCGCUCCUGCAGCAGCUGCUGCUGCUGCUGCCCCAGCUGCAGAAGAAAAGAAAGAAGAGAAAAAAGAAGAGAAGGCUGACUCUGAAUCCGAUGAUGACAUGGGCUUCGGUCUCUUCGACUAAGCUUGAAAACAUUAAAUUAAGAAUAAUGUUAUUAAGUUUUUAAAUAAAAAUCAAAGCCUAAAA